Messenger RNA from Rhizoctonia solani, 1203 nucleotides. RefSeq names its product aminotransferase class-V protein. NCBI's taxonomy places the organism in Eukaryota, Fungi, Basidiomycota, Agaricomycetes, Cantharellales, Ceratobasidiaceae. The record is from RefSeq and is a predicted model, not a curated record. The coding region runs from base 1 to 1203 and encodes 400 amino acids. Gene Ontology annotation, biological process: L-serine biosynthetic process. Gene Ontology annotation, cellular component: cytoplasm. The transcript is spliced from 3 exons. Gene Ontology annotation, molecular function: O-phospho-L-serine:2-oxoglutarate transaminase activity; pyridoxal phosphate binding.
AUGCCCGAACGUGACGAAGUGGUUAAUGUCACCGCUGGGCCAUCUCAGCUCCCCCUCUCAGUCCUUGAAGAGGCUGCCAAAGGCCUCAUCAACUUCAACGGUACUGGUAUAGGCAUCACGGAAAUUUCCCACAGGUCUUCCGAGUUUAUCCGUCUCAACGAAGAGCUCGAGUCUACUGUACGAGAAACAUUGGGCGUCCCAGACACCCAUGUCAUACUCUUUGCUCAAGGAGGUGCCACUACCCAGUUUGCCGCUAUUCCUAUCAAUCUUCUCGCCUGGAAGGUUCUAAAGACAAAAAGGUCUCCCAGCGAAUGGACUAUGGACUAUAUCGUCACCGGUAGCUGGAGCGCUAAAGCUGCUGAAGAGGCUGAAAGGCUCGCAUAUGGCGCAAAGGUCAACAUUGCUGCCGAUUCCCGUCAUCACUCUGCCGGUAAUUUUGACAACAUUCCUCAUCACAAGGGAUGGAAGCUCAGUCCCCCUGAAAAUUCUCUCUUUGUUUACUACUGCGAGAACGAGACUGUUGACGGUAACCAGUUUUCCGACGAAGCAGACUCGCCAGCUGCGUUCCCCUUUAACCUUGUUCCCUCGGACGUCCCUAUUGUCGCAGACUUCUCCUCUUCCUUCAUGUCGCGCCCAAUUCCUAAGAUAUCUCGUUAUGGUAUCAUAUAUGCUGGGGUACAAAAGAAUCUUGGACCGGCUGGUCUUACGAUUGUCAUCGUCCGCAAGGACCUGUUGGCGGAUCCAGUCGAAGCUCAGAAGGAGGGCGCACCACCUAUCCCAACCAUACUUUCAUACCACGUGGCGAGCAAGGCGAAGUCUCUUUACAACACACCCCCAAUGUUUUCGAUGUACACCACGCUGUUGGUUGUGAAGCACCUCAAGGCGACAGGUGGUUUGGAGAAGUUACGGGAAAUCAACAAACAAAAGCAAGCUAAACUCUACGGCGUACUCCAACAAGCUGAGAAGGCUGGAAAGGUACACAUUCGCGUCCAGGAGGCCAGUCGAAGUUGGAUGAACGUGACGUUUGAUAAUUUCAAGAGCGAGGAAGAUGCGAAAUUUGUUGAGGCCGCCAACAAGCAACGCAUUGUUGGGGUCAAGGGUCACCGUUCGGUCGGAGGAAUACGUAUAUCUCUAUAUAACGCAGUAACUCUGGAACAAGUGGAUAAGAUCGUAGCAUUUAUCAAGCAGUACUAUGCACUUUGA